Molecule: messenger RNA, 2163 nt
Organism: Saimiri boliviensis boliviensis (Bolivian squirrel monkey)
Lineage: Eukaryota; Metazoa; Chordata; Mammalia; Primates; Cebidae
Gene: ERO1B
Product: endoplasmic reticulum oxidoreductase 1 beta
Biological process (GO): protein folding in endoplasmic reticulum
Cellular component (GO): endoplasmic reticulum membrane; endoplasmic reticulum
Molecular function (GO): protein-disulfide reductase activity; FAD binding; thiol oxidase activity
Source: RefSeq, a predicted model, not a curated record
CGGGGGCGUGGCCACGGGCCGAAGCGAGCUGGGGGCGGGGCCGCCUGGGGAAUGAAGCUGGGGCGCUCGCCUCUCCUGCCUCACUUGCAGCUGCCGGGCGUCGGGGAGGGCGUCCUCUGCUUCCGCGCCGGCGUGCAGACCUCUGACCCUGGGGUCGCUUGGCCGCCGGGAACCGUCCCCUCGUGUCAUUGCCCGGGCCGCCCGCUGUUCCCCGGCCCCGAGGGGCCCGGCUGGCCGCGGCGCGGGGAGAGGUCAGCAUGAGCAAGGGGGUCCGCCGGGCAGGCGCCGGGCAUGGGGCGGCGGCCGCGGUGCAGCUGCUGGUCACCCUGAGCUUCCUCCCGAGCGUCGUCGAGACCCAGGUCACUGGAGUUCUGGAUGAUUGUUUGUGUGAUAUUGACAGCAUCGAUAACUUCAAUACCUACAAAAUCUUCCCCAAAAUAAAAAAAUUGCAAGAGCGAGACUAUUUUCGUUAUUACAAGGUUAAUCUGAAGCGACCUUGUCCUUUCUGGGCAGAAGAUGGCCACUGUUCAAUAAAAGACUGUCAUGUGGAGCCCUGUCCAGAGAGUAAAAUUCCAGUUGGAAUAAAAGCUGGGCAUUCUAAUAAGUACUUGAAAAUGGCAAACAAUACCAAAGAAUUAGAAGACUGUGAGCAAGCUAAUAAACUGGGAGCAAUUAACAGCACACUAAGUAAUCAAAGCAAAGAAGCUUUCAUUGACUGGGCAAGAUACGAUGAUUCACGGGAUCACUUUUGUGAACUUGAUGAUGAGAGAUCUCCAGCUGCUCAGUAUGUAGACCUAUUGCUGAAUCCAGAGCGUUACACUGGCUAUAAAGGGACCUCUGCAUGGAGAGUGUGGAACAGCAUCUAUGAAGAGAACUGUUUCAAGCCUCGAUCUGUUUAUCGUCCUUUAAAUCCUCUGGCACCUAGCCGAGGUGAAGAUGAUGGGGAGUCAUUCUACACAUGGCUAGAAGGUUUGUGUCUGGAGAAAAGAGUCUUCUAUAAGCUUAUAUCAGGACUUCAUGCUAGCAUCAAUUUACAUCUGUGUGCAAAUUAUCUUUUGGAAGAAACCUGGGGUAAGCCCAGUUGGGGACCUAAUAUUAAAGAAUUCAAACGCCGCUUUGACCCUGUGGAAACCAAGGGAGAAGGUCCAAGAAGGCUCAAGAAUCUUUACUUUUUAUACCUGAUUGAGCUUCGAGCUUUGUCAAAGGUGGCUCCAUAUUUCGAGCGCUCAAUUGUCGAUCUUUACACUGGAAAUGUAGAAGAAGAUGCUGACACAAAAGCUCUUCUGCUGAAUAUCUUUCAAGAUACAAAGUCCUUUCCCAUGCACUUUGAUGAGAAAUCCAUGUUUGCAGGUGACAAAAAAGGGGCCAAAUCAUUAAAGGAGGAAUUCCGAUUACAUUUCAAGAAUAUCUCCCGUAUAAUGGACUGUGUUGGAUGUGACAAAUGCAGAUUAUGGGGGAAAUUGCAGACUCAGGGUUUGGGAACUGCCCUGAAGAUACUAUUCUCUGAAAAAGAAAUCCAAAAGCUCCCAGAGAAUAGUCCAUCUAAAGGCUUCCAACUCACCCGACAGGAAAUAGUUGCUCUUUUAAAUGCUUUUGGAAGGCUUUCUACAAGUAUAACAGAGUUACAGAAUUUUAAAGUCUUAUUACAAAACAGUAGGUAAUAAAGGCUUUUAUGUGUCUAACUAGAGACAUAAAAUGACUGUGUAAAUAAAGCCUUUUAAUUUUGGACAUUCAACAGAAAGACUAAUCUGACUUCAAGAAUUUUAAACUCUUAAAGAGAAAAUUUAAAUGCUCACUUGAAUAUUUAUGAUUGUUAAUAGAUUAUCAACUAGAGAUAUUUAUAAAUGAAGUAUAUACUUUGAAAACAUGUAAGUUAUACUAAUUUUGUGUUUAAUUUCAUGUGUUGUAAAAUUCUAUUUUGUUUAGAAUUGGUUUUGUUUCUAUUCUAUUAUCCUUUAUUUCUAGUUGUCAAACUUUAAAUGGCUAUGUCUGCAUUCUAAUAACACUGUUCAUUCUGUUACAGAAAAAGAAUUAGGGAACAAAUGUUGCUUAGGGCUGGUAUCAGUGAUAAAAAUUUAUCGAUGCUUUUUAAUGUGUUUUUAGCUUUGCCUCACUCUGUGUGUAUCACUUUCUAUAAUAUAAAGAAAUAUUAUAAUAUUUCUA